This is a messenger RNA of Acanthamoeba castellanii str. Neff, 1761 nucleotides long. Its product is annotated as zinc finger domain containing protein. The record is from RefSeq and is a predicted model, not a curated record. Gene Ontology annotation, molecular function: poly(A) binding; metal ion binding. Gene Ontology annotation, biological process: regulation of mRNA stability. The transcript has 10 exons. NCBI's taxonomy places the organism in Eukaryota, Discosea, Longamoebia, Acanthamoebidae. Gene Ontology annotation, cellular component: nucleus; cytoplasm. Bases 1 to 1761 code for a protein of 586 amino acids.
AUGGUGGGUAAUGGCAAGACUGAGGCCCAGGUGUCCGAAGAUUUGGAGGCCUUCUUGGGCAAGGACAACGCCAAGGAAUUCGCAAGAUGGCUGUGGGAGACGCUGAUGUCUCCCAACUUUGGGCUCGGCGACGCACAGAAGCAAGAAAAGGAGGAAGAGGAGCCGCCGCGCAAGCUCUCCUCGCAAGUGGUCCCCAUCCACAGGGACGAUGACAUCGUGGGCAACAUUUUGGGCGAUGACAGGGACGACUACAACGAGACCAACGAAAGAGAGGGCGAGAAGGAGAGGCCGCGCGAGCGGGAGAGGGACACCAGAGACCGGGAGAGAGAACGGACGAGGGAGCGCGUGAGCGACAGGGACAGAGAGAGGGAAAGGAGCCGGGAGAGAGGCAGGGACAGGGAGAGCGACCGAAGACAGUCGAUGGGUGUCGACGACAGGUACCGGUACGAGCGCGAGCGCGAGCGUGACAGGCGAGACCCGCGGGACCUGCGAGAGAGGGAGCGCGGCAGGGAGGGCGACAGGGAUCGCGACCGGGACCGGUCGUUGAACUCGUUCAUCGGAAGAGUGCGGAGCGACGGGGAGAGAUCGCGGGACCGUGAGCCCCACCCGGAGCGGGUCAGGGAGGAGCGCACCCAGCGCCUGCGCACUUCUUCAUCCGCCCUCCCCGCCAGGUUGAUUAUGAGCGCGGUCGAGCAAGCGGCCGCUUCUACCAAGCGACGAGGCUCGCAGACGCAGCUGCGGUCCGACCAGGAUAUCAUCAGCGAGCCGGAAGGGCUCAUGGAGCAGAUCGAUCAGGAAUUCGAUCAUGAGCCAAUCGUCGCGGCCGUAAAUAGAAAGCGGAAGCCCGCGCCGGAAGACAGAGAAGCGACCAGGGCAGCAAACAGACCGGUGAGCUUCACCAUCACUUUGGACGGAGCGUCAAAGCUCUCGCCUGCUUCGAGCGGCGUGCCCGCGCAGAAACGGAUGCGGCGUGUGAUCGAGACGCAACUCAGAGGUGGAAUCGGCGCCACGGUGUCCAAUGACGAAGAGGAGGAGGAGGAGGACAGCGCCCUCGUGCUGACGGCAGGCGACAUUGAUGGCGUGCCUUCCUUUGAGGACGCAGAUUCCGCUCAAGGCGAGGGCAAGUCGAAGCGCAAGCGAUGCACGUUCUGGCCGCAGUGCGCGAAUGGUGCGCAGUGCCCGUUCUACCAUCCCACUGAGAACUGCAAGAGCUUCCCCAACUGUCCGUACGGCAAGAAGUGCCUCUACAUUCACCCUUCUCUCCCGUGCAAGUUCGGAGUCGGCUGCACGCGACCCAACUGCAACUUCAGCCAUCCUCCUCCCAUGUUCGCUGCUGCCGCCAUGGGCGGCUUCGGGAUGGCGAUGGCGCCCAUGAAGAGACCAAGGGUGAAGUCCAUCCCGUGCAGAAACGGCUUUGUGUGCACUACGUCCGAUUGUAAAUACUCGCACCCAACCGGUCCGUGCAAGUUCGGCCGCGCCUGUGCCCGGGGCGCCUUGUGUUCGUAUUCGCACGCACCGCCCUGUCGCUUUGGCUCAAAGUGUACCCGCAUCGGCUGCACGUUCGCGCACAUGGCCAAGAACGCCACUUGGACCGCCGCGCAGGCACGCGACGAAGCGCCCAUUCCUCCGGUCGGCGACAGGCCCCGUCGGCAGGCACCAGCCACACCAGUCGACGACGACGCCGCGGCGCCAGCCACCGCCGCCGAUGCCGACUCCGGCCCGGAGCCGGUGACCACCUCCUCAACAGGCUCCGAGGAGUGA